Messenger RNA from Lepus europaeus (European hare), 1919 nucleotides. RefSeq names its product ubiquitin conjugating enzyme E2 D3 (gene UBE2D3). Gene Ontology annotation, cellular component: nucleus. Gene Ontology annotation, biological process: protein K11-linked ubiquitination; ubiquitin-dependent protein catabolic process. The record is from RefSeq and is a predicted model, not a curated record. The coding region runs from base 741 to 1277 and encodes 178 amino acids. NCBI's taxonomy places the organism in Eukaryota, Metazoa, Chordata, Mammalia, Lagomorpha, Leporidae. Gene Ontology annotation, molecular function: ubiquitin conjugating enzyme activity. The transcript has 9 exons.
GUGGUGGUAGUGGCUGGGCGGGCGGGCGCGCGCGGGAGCGCGCUGGAAGGCGGAGUGUACGGUGGCGUCAGGGGCGAUACAGAAUAGCUGUAGCUGCGGGGACGGCCACACGUCCAACCUUUCUUUAUUCCCUUCCCCUCCCCGGCCGCACCUUUGAGCAGAAAGCGAAAGAAGCCGGGCGGCAGCCCGCACUCCGCUGCUGCCCCCUCCCCCCGUGCCUUUCUUUGCCCUAGUGACGCCGGCGCAGCGCCGACUAGGCCCCGGCUCUUCCUCUGCCGGGCCCCGGACCCUGCCCCGCACCCACCCCUUUCUCCUACGCCUCUUCCUCUCCCACCCGGCUCUCUUCCUUUCGAGAGGCCGGGAAGUUAAACUUGUAGCCACCCCUUCGCUCUUCCCGUCACCCUCACCCCCGCUUCGGGCCGAAGCUCGCUAUAGGGACUCUUGGUGGAUUUGCCACCCCACCCACCCCGGAGCGCGACGGUUUUAAGGGACCUGGAUUCAUCAGGGUCUCUCUUCGGGGCCUGUGCGAGUGCUGAUCUGCUCCGUUUUUGCAAAAGGCGCCUGUGUCUGGCAGAGCCGGUGUGAGACCAAGAGACAAUCCUUCCCCGCCGCCCGGAUAAUCAAGAGUUUUGGCCGGACCUCUGAGCAUACACCGAGAGAGGGAGAGAGGAGCCAGACUAAAAAGCACAGACUAUGGCGCUGAAACGGAUUAAUAAGAUUGAUUUAUCUGAAAGAGUUACAUGGAGAGAGGAGAGGCGGAGAGAGGUCUUCUAUCCGCUGGUUCACUCCCCAGAUGGCAGCAAUGGCUGGAGCUGUGUCUAUCCGAAGCCAAGAGCCUCCUCCGGGUCUCCCACGAACUUAGUGAUUUGGCCCGUGACCCUCCAGCACAAUGUUCUGCAGGUCCAGUUGGGGAUGAUAUGUUUCACUGGCAAGCCACAAUUAUGGGACCUAAUGACAGCCCAUAUCAAGGCGGUGUAUUCUUUUUGACAAUUCAUUUUCCUACAGACUACCCCUUCAAACCACCUAAGGUUGCAUUUACAACAAGAAUUUAUCAUCCAAAUAUUAACAGUAAUGGCAGCAUUUGUCUCGAUAUUCUAAGAUCACAGUGGUCUCCUGCUUUAACUAUUUCUAAAGUUCUUUUAUCCAUUUGUUCACUGCUAUGUGAUCCAAACCCAGAUGACCCCCUAGUGCCAGAGAUUGCACGGAUCUAUAAAACAGACAGAGAUAAGUACAAUAGGUUAGCAAGAGAGUGGACAGAGAAAUACGCUAUGUUGUAGGGUACAACAGAAUAUCUCGGGAAUGGACUCAGAAGUAUGCCAUGUGAUGCUACCUUAAAGUCAGAAUAACCUGCAUUAUAGCUGGAAUAAACUUUAAAUUACUGUUCCUUUUUUGAUUUUCUUAUCCGGCUGCUCCCCUAUCAGACCUCAUCUUUUUUAAUUUUAUUUUUUGUUUACCUCCCUCCAUUCAUUCACAUGCUCAUCUGAGAAGACUUAAGUUCUUCCAGCUUUGGACAAUAACUGCUUUUAGAAACUGUAAAGUAGUUACAAGAGAACAGUUGCCCAAGAUUCAGAAUUUUUUUAAAAAAUGGAGCAUGUGUAUUAUGUGGCCAAUGUCUUCACUCUAACUUGGUUAUGAGACUAAAACCAUUCCUCACUGCUCUAACAUGCUGAAGAAAUCAUCUGAGAGGGAGGGAGAUGGAUGCCCAGUUGUCACAUCAAAGGAAGCAGCAUUAUUCUAGCAGCAUCCAUUCUUGUUUAAGCCUUCCACUGUUAGAGAUUUGAGGUUACAUGAUAUACUUUAUGCUCAUAACUGAUGUGGCUGGAGAAUUGGUAUUGAAUUUAUAGCAUCAGCAGAACAGAAAAUGUGAUGUAUUUUAUGCAUGUCAAUAAAGGAAUGACCUGUUCUUGUUCUACAGAGAA